AUGUGGCUUAUUGACACAGAUAGCCUCAAACUCGUCGAGGUGCAGGGCGACCCCCAGGAGGAGUAUGCGAUAUUGUCUCACACCUGGGGCAGCGACGAAGUCACGUUCCAAAGCUUCCAAGCCCUCGGUUUGGCCUCGGACACGGCACCCGGUCCGGGGUCGGGCUCCGCGGAUGCGGCCGACCAGAUCCGCUCCACCAACGGCUUCCGCAAGAUACGAGAUGCAGCAAAUCUGGCCAAGAGGCAUCGUCACCGCUUCCUCUGGGCCGAUACGUGCUGCAUAGACAAGACUAGCAGCGCCGAGUUGUCGGAAUCCAUCAACUCCAUGUACCGUUGGUACGAGAAGGCCGCCAUCUGUUACGCUUUCCUCUCUGACGUGGAACCUGUUUCCGGGCAGAGCCCGUUUGCCAAGGAUUCGAGUUUUCAGAAUAGCCGAUGGUUUACUCGAGGAUGGACGCUGCAGGAACUCAUCGCGCCAAAGACUGUUGAGUUUUAUGCUGGGGACUGGUCUUACAUCAACACGAAGCAGUCGAGAAAAAAUUUUUGCCAACUGCUUGCUAGAAUUACUGGCAUUGACGAGCAGGUGCUCUCUGGGACAUCUUUCUUGAGCGACAUCAGCGUUGCAAAUAAGAUGCGAUGGGCUGGACAUCGGCAGACGACACGCCCGGAAGACAAAGCAUACUGUUUGAUAGGAUUGUUCAAGGUGAACAUGCCCCUGCUCUACGGCGAAGGUGACAGAGCUUUCACCCGUCUACAAGAAGAGAUUCUCAAAGAGAGCGAUGACCAGUCCUUAUUUCUCUGGGGGAUGCCGGCGGACACUCAGCCCGACUCGGACGACUUGUUUGGCUUGCUUGCGCGUUCGCCAAGCUCGUUCUCAAUGGUAGAUUUUGACCAUGUUCGACCUCUGCCUCCGUCAGAAUCCCAAGAUAGUGCGCCAACCAGUGUCACUAAUCAAGGGCUCAGAACAAAUAUACUUCUCAUCCCACGACAGACAGAUGGCGAUGAGUACUACGCUCUUUUGGACUGCAUUGUCUCUAAACCUGAAUUUGUCACCGAGGAACUGAGCCCUUGCAUCAUUCUUCAACGCCUUUGGAGUGACCAGUUUGCAAGGGUUGCUUCUGAAGAGGGCUCCGUAAUUCUUUUCCCUCUAGACCACUUCGAUGACACUGAGGGAACUUACGAGAACAUCUACGUCAAGGAGAAUCCGUUCUACGCUCUUCCUGAACUGAGUGUCAGGACAAGGCUUCGGCCCAGCUCGAAGGAUUCUGUUUCACACUUGGCCUUCACCAUUCACGAAGCAUAUCCUCCGGAAAGAUGGGAUACCACUCUGUCCGUAAUUCGGACCAAAGAACCACAGUCGAAUCGCGCAAUGGUCGUUUUGCGUUUCAUGUCGCUUGAGCAGAGUCAGCGAUCAGUUGUAGACGUUGCCAUUGGGCUCCGUCGAGUCCGGAGACGGUGGGAAGUCUGUUAUGAGAAGCACCCUUACACCGGUAACAGCCUCGAGUCUGUCUAUCUGGAGUUUCCGCAAAUUGCCACUGCUUCGGAAGGCGGUGCAGCGUACCAAAACUCCAAAGGCUUGGGGUUCAUCACUAUCGACGCCAAAGAGUCCCAAAGAAGAGGCCGACGUUUCAUCCAGUUGGAGGUUUCUGGUACAUCUGAACUUCUCUUUGCUCCAAGUGAUGAGGGUACUCUACCAAGUACAACUGGAAGGAUAGUAGAGCCGCCAGAACCUGUGGUAAUGUUUGACGAGGUCGGCGCCGUCACACGCUGUUGUUGCUACCAAGACAGGUUUACCCUCAUGCUUUCUCCGACACUUUCCAUACAGGGAGGGGUGAGAACAAAGAUGGAAGUCAACAUCGCUGUUCGAUUCGGAAAUGAGCUUCACGCUGUCAAGAUUGAGCAAAGCAAGCCGUACGCCGAUUUGAUUCGGGCUGUUCGGGCGCGAAAUGAUAGGGACGUCCAGGCUCUCGUGAAACAAAGAAGAGGUAUUCUCGAGCUGCAGACAGAAGAGUUUGACAAUUUCAGAGCUAUCCACUGGGCCGCAACUCUUGGUUCACUGUCGAUGCUCAAGACGUUGAUGAAGCUACGUGUGGAUACCACAAGCCGAACCCGAAGUGGUUUUAUGGCUGUCCAUCUCGCAGUACUUAACGGGCACUUCAACCUUGCUGCAUAUCUGUUAGAGGAAGAGAGAGAGUCAAAUCUCAAGAAACGACCUGAUAUCCUACAAGGGAUCACAACAGAGGUCUUGCAAGCGGAUGACGAGAUCGAGUUUUACUCUGGAACAGACCCCGACAUUCUACACAAGUUCACAACCAAAAGACUCGAGACGAUUCUUCAUCUCUUCUCCGCCUAUGCGCCUACCGGACUGGCAAAUCACAGAAUACGGAAGAUUAUUGACCUGAUCAAAGAGGACUUCCUCGGUUCACACUCGUUCCCACACAUCAACGACCUGGGCGAACUUCCACUCCAUCGGGCAGCAGCCACCGGCAACAUGCAAGCGGUAGAUGCACUGACCAAAAUGAUGGGCACGACCAAGCACAUUGACGCCAGAGACAAUGCCGGACGAUCUGUGCUCUUCCACGCUGCGUGCGGUGGCAACAAGGAGGUUAUCCGCGGCCUCGCCGACCUGGGUGCCUCGAUAGACGUCGGCGACGAUUACGGUCGCAGCCCGUUACACGCCGCCGUCAUGGCCGACCAACCAUCAGCUGCCAACGCGCUUCUCAAAUUGGGGGCGAAAGCGGACAAUGUCACCCAUGCACUCGGUUUGACCCCCUUGCAUUUCGCAUGUCUUUAUGGAUCUAUCGGCUGCACCUACGAGCUCCUGAAGAGUGACGGGUCAGGACCAGCGGACUUCAAUUGGUGGUCAAGCGGCGAAUACGUUUUCUUCCAGCCGAUACAUCUGGCUGUGGCUAAUGACCACAUUGAGAUUGUGACUCGGCUUGUGAUGCUGGGAUGCGACCUAGAAGGCCGGUGCAACGGGUAUCUGAAGCUUGAGAAAACUGAUGUUCCCGACGGCCGAGUGGGCAGAUUGGUAAGGCUAGAUUCACCGUUGACAGCUCUCGAUCUAGCCAUUGUUCUUGGCAAGAAGGAUAUGCUGCCAGAGCUACAGCAGACCAAUGCUGCUCGACGGUACGAGUAG
Colletotrichum phormii is the source of this 3138-nucleotide messenger RNA. RefSeq lists its product as uncharacterized. The record is from RefSeq and is a predicted model, not a curated record. Bases 1 to 3138 code for a protein of 1045 amino acids. Gene Ontology annotation, molecular function: protein binding. The transcript has a single exon. Lineage: Eukaryota; Fungi; Ascomycota; Sordariomycetes; Glomerellales; Glomerellaceae.